UCCUUUCCCUCUUUAUCCUCUCUCUCUCUCUCUCUCACUUCUCUCCCACUGUAGGUACUCUGGAAAGAGUUGAGAUAUUGUUAGCUGAUGUUUUUAAGGCUCUAUGUGAACUGGAUCCAUCUAAAGCAAUGGAUGCAGAUGGUAUUGGUCCCAAAAUUAAGUCCUGUGCAACUGCACUGUGUGCAUGAGCCACUCCAUCAUCUAUUCUGUGUCUCUCUCAUCACAUUAUGUAUCCCAUCUGAGUGGAAGCUACACUGUAUUCAUCCCAUUCACAAGUCGGGUGUUUCAAUUUCAAAGGUCUUAGAGGGGCUAAUUUAGAGGCUAAUUAGAGGGGCUUGUCCCUUAUGGACAAGGUGCUGGUACUGUUUGGUUGAAUGAUGUCAUUUGUACUGGGACUGAGAAUACAUUGUUUGAGUGCUCCUAUUCAGGAUUCGGCAUUCAUACCGUAUAACGCUUUAUUAUGGCAAUUUUGCUGUAAAAUUGUAAUUGGCGGUUUUUAAUUUGGCGAUUUUUAUGUACACGUGCAUACUUGUUGAAUUAUUCUAAAUUCUAAUGCGUAUUGACAGUGAUUUGGAGACCAUUCAAUGUAGCUAAACAUGAGAGACUUAAGGACACUUACAUUGUAUGCUAAAUGGGAGAUUUCAGGAGACCUAUUUAUACCAAGAUCAGCAGUUUGCUAUGGUUUCUCUGGUACUAUUGCUAAUUCAGCCAAUGUAUACAUCAGUCAAGGAUUCUCUAAAGUCGCUGGUAGGUACAGUGAAGGGACUAUUGUUAGCUACUCGUGCAAUGACCACUUUGCUCCUCUUGAUGGUCACACUACAGUACAAUGUACCACCAGUGGCUCUUGGUCUCCUAAUGUACCUCAAUGUGCUGUAAGUUGUCCAGCCCUUAACAAGCCUUCCAAUGGAGCUCUAUCAACCACAGCAACUAGCCCUGGAGUCAUAGUCACACUGUAUUGUAAUGAUGGAUACAUGUUGCAUGGUACUCCUAACAUUACUUGUCUUGUCAACGGAUACUGGAGCAACACUCUUGCUACCUGUAAUCAACUUAUUUGUCCUAAUCUUGUUCUUGUCCCUCAUCUUGUUAUUGAGAACACUCCUGCUUGCACACCUGGUAGUGUCAUCACAUUCAGUUGUGAGGCUGGCUUUGUUGUUAGUGGAAAUAGAACUAUCUUGUGCGAUAAAACUGGCCACUGGAACAGCACACUGCCUUCCUGUAUAUCAUCAAAUUCAACAAACACAGCUCAUAGCACCAGCAACAGUAAGAGUUUGGCUCUUAUUGGAGGUGUCUUUGCUUUUGUGCUGGUUGUAUUAGCUGUUGCCAUGGUCGUUAUUAUCAUAUUAUUUGUUGUGUGGGUACGAAGGCAAAAGCGUAUUAGCUUGAGCAUUAGAUCAGAUCAAGAUGAGCAGAUACACUUGAUAAACCCGAAUGAAGAUGAUGAGGAUGAAGAUGAAACUAGUGCUGAUGAAGGACAACUGAGCAUUGCACGUGGAACUGUUCGGUUCCAGCCGCUUUAUUCUGAAGACAAAGAGGAGGAGGAUGAUGAAGAUCCGAUUAAUUUCGAUCAAGAUGACAAAUAACUUUUUUUUUUGAAACUCAACAAACACACACACAUUUGCUAUUAUUGUACUGCAAUGAUUUUCUACUGCUUCUUAUUGUGAUGGCACUCCCUCUCUACAGCCAUUUUGAUUUAUAGCCUACCUGGUGUAACCUUUGUUUGAUGUUUUAUUCUUUUAAUUAAUGACAA
Messenger RNA from Amphimedon queenslandica, 1747 nucleotides. Its product is annotated as P-selectin-like. NCBI's taxonomy places the organism in Eukaryota, Metazoa, Porifera, Demospongiae, Haplosclerida, Niphatidae. The coding region runs from base 597 to 1580 and encodes 327 amino acids. The record is from RefSeq and is a predicted model, not a curated record. The transcript has 10 exons.